Messenger RNA from Cyprinodon variegatus (sheepshead minnow), 855 nucleotides. Its product is annotated as plexin-C1-like. NCBI's taxonomy places the organism in Eukaryota, Metazoa, Chordata, Actinopteri, Cyprinodontiformes, Cyprinodontidae. Gene Ontology annotation, biological process: regulation of cell shape; semaphorin-plexin signaling pathway involved in axon guidance; regulation of cell migration. Gene Ontology annotation, cellular component: semaphorin receptor complex. The transcript is spliced from 6 exons. Gene Ontology annotation, molecular function: protein binding; semaphorin receptor activity. The record is from RefSeq and is a predicted model, not a curated record. The coding region runs from base 1 to 855 and encodes 284 amino acids.
AUGAAACUCAGGAAACUUCAGUGUCCAUCUGACUUAAAGACAAUCAACCUUCAAAACACAGAUCAGAAACAGUCUGGGGGGAUAUUUGCUUCGUCUGAAGAAGGGGAAACACCUGGAAUCCAAACUGAAGCUGAUGUAGAUUUUGUGGAUGGAUUUCAGAUCAACUCAACAGUGUUUCUGUUCUCCAACGUGGCAUCAGGAGCUAAAACCAACAAAGUCCGUCUGAUUUGGCUUCAGGCUGAAACCAGUAAAGCUCAGACUCUAAAGUCUCUUGGUGGAGCGACUCUCAGUAGCUCUGAUGGAGGUGAAGGCAGCAGACUGCUGGCCUCCUCGCUCAUCCCAGGAGGACAGCAGGUCCUUUGGAGCGGAGUGUUCAGUUUGGAUGGAGGAGAAAACAACACUGAGCUGCUGCUGUUUGACAUCAGUCCUGAUCAGAGCAGGACAACAGACACCGAUCCAGACUUCUAUUACUCAUCAAACAAGCCUAACAAGCCGUCCCAACCUAAAUCCUUACAACCGAAGGUUGUUCUGUUCAAGAAGAAAUACCUGAGCUCUGUGUUGGCGGUGAGGGAGGACAGCUGGACGGUUUUCUUCAUUGGAACAACCAGUGGGGAGCUCAUUAAGCUUGCUGUAGAUGAGAACAAUGUUCCAGGAUGUCCAAAGGUCCUCCAAAGGGGUCUGAGAGGUUUUCCAAAAAUCCUCCUGGACCCAGUGGAUCGUAAACAUGUGUACCUGCCUUUUAAAGACCAGAUUCAGCGGGUACCAGUGUCAGAUUGCAGUGCCUACACAGAUGUGAAGGACUGGUUUAGAGCAAAGGAUCCACACUGUGUGUGGUGCGUUACUAAAAAAAGAUAG